AUGGCACUGCUGUACUUGCUACUCCUGGUUUCCAAUCAGCUACUGCUUGUGUCGGCACCAGCUUUACGGUGCCCUGACAGCUGUCACUCUAUCCCCAUAAAUCGGUCGGGAGAGAAGCGAGUCUCCUGUCACUGUCCAGGUAAAUACUGGCCAGGGUCCCCCUGCAGCUGGAUUGGGUACAGAGGAACGUAUCACUUCCCCGCAUGUCUUGAUGCCAUACCAACCGACUUCGACAAAGCCACGACGUCGAUCUUCAUCAAGCAUCUUCGCUCCUCUACCAUAUUGGAGCGGUCUUUCCCAAACAGCCCAGCGCUGUACGGGUUCCUUUCAAUCCAACAUUCCAACGUAUCCACGGUGCAGCCAGGGGCUUUCCAAGGUCUGCCAUUGCUGAAAACCCUUUCCCUCAGAGACAACCGUAUCUCCAGUCUUGAACCCGACACCUUCCUUGGGCUUGAGAGGGUAACAGACCUGAACCUUGAAAGCAAUGCCAUUUCCGUCAUAUCCCAGCAUGCGUUCCGAGGCCUGCCUCUCCUGGCCAACUUGAGGUUGGUUGAGAACCGCCUGCAUUCCGUCCCCGUCAACGCACUCCUGGCGCUUACUGCACUGAAGUAUGCAAGCCUUCAAACAAACCACAUCACCACGAUUGACAGCCAAGUCCUGCGUAUGAGCCACCUACAGCUUUUCCUAGCAAACAACCAGCUGAAAUGUGACGCAAAUCUCACCUGGUUCAUCUGUCAUCUGCCAGAGUUGAAUCACAUCUUUGAACGUAACUUCCUGAAGUGUGCGUCGCCCGCUGACCAGAGCGGAAUUCUGCUUGCCAACGUGAGGAAGGACAUCAGGUCGGGGGGAUGUGACGAAACGUCCACCACAACAGGUCCGCCUACCCACCACACUAGUCUGUAUAACUACACCAUUCCCACGGAGAUGCCAUACACAAACACCACGCGAGGCUCAAAGUACCAGGCUACAACAAGCCAGGCUACAACCGGGACUGACAUUGUCACUCUUCCAAGUUUUGGCCCAAUUCUCACUGAGGAAGAUGACGGUUACCACGUCAAUGCCGUCAUCCUGGCUGUUGCUGUGCCCCUCCUCAUGGUGUUGGUAUGGGUGGUUGCCAUCUGCUUGUACGAACGCUGUCACGGCACAGAUCCGGCCCGUCACAACGCCCCUGCUGAAACAGAUGGAAACUCCACCCCUUCGGACAGAGACUCAGUCACAGGCAGACAAUUGAGUUCUGUUGAGGACCAGACAUCAGAGGGCAACAAUGACAUUGAGCCGUAUGCUGUGUCAUACAUGGAUGUGUCUGGGAAAGGGAAAAACGGCAAGCUUGCACCGUACGCAACAACUUCCUUUGCUAACAUCCAGCCAAAGGAACCAGACAAUGAUGACAUCCAGCCAAUAGAAGACAACGAUGACAUUGAGCCGUACGCUGUGUCAUACAUGGAUGUGUCUGGGAAAGGAAAAAACGGCAAACUUGCACCGUAUGCAACAACCUUCAUUGAUGAAGACCCAGGGCCACAGCUUCAGCCAUAUUCAGUAACCCACGAAGACUCAGGGCCACAGCUUCAGCCAUAUUCAGUGACCCAAGAAGAAGACCCAGGGCCUCAGCUUCAGCCAUAUUCAGUGACCCACGAAGAAGACCCAGGGCCACAGCUUCAGCCAUAUUCAGUGACCCAAGAAGAAGACCCAGGGCCUCAGCUUCAGCCAUAUUCAGUGACCCACGAAGAAGACCCAGGGCCUCAGCUUCAGCCAUAUUCAGUAACCCAUGAAGACUCAGGGCCACAGCUUCAGCCAUAUUCAGUGACCCAAGAAGAAGACCCAGGGCCUCAGCUUCAACCAUAUUCAGUGAGCCAAGAAGAAUGUGGGCCACAGCUUCAGCCAUACGCAUUGACCCACGAUGAAGACCCAGGGCUGCAACUGACAAGAAACAUCACGCAUCCAGUCACCCAACCAAGGGGUCAGUCACUGCCAAGAGGCUACAUGAGGGCAGGUUAUACGUCACUGACAAAUGUCACUAACAAACAGGCGACAAAGGUCACAAAAUCAAGGGGUCAGUCACUGCCAAGAGACCAUGCACUAGCAGGUUAUACGUCACUGACAAAUGUCACUAACCAACGGACAGCAAACACCACUCAACCAGUCACCCAACCAAGGGGUCAGUCACUGCCAAGAGACCAUGCACUAGCAGGUUAUACGUCACUGACAAAUUUCACUAACAAACAGGCAACAAACAUCACACAACCAAUCAUCCAACUAGGGGUCCAGCCAAAAGAGGCCAACAGAGAGGCUGUCCGUCAACAAGAGACAGCAGGGGUCCUUAUGGACUAG
Branchiostoma belcheri (Belcher's lancelet) is the source of this 2328-nucleotide messenger RNA. RefSeq lists its product as uncharacterized. NCBI's taxonomy places the organism in Eukaryota, Metazoa, Chordata, Leptocardii, Amphioxiformes, Branchiostomatidae. Gene Ontology annotation, molecular function: protein binding. The transcript has 2 exons. The record is from RefSeq and is a predicted model, not a curated record. Bases 1 to 2328 code for a protein of 775 amino acids.